AUGGAUUUCGUUGGUCCCAUCAUCGAAAUUCUCCCUACAUUGUGGAAUUGCACUUCCAAUGGCAUUGCUAUCAUCCGUCAUCUCCAAGAGAACAUCACUUCAUUAAGACAGACAAGGGAUGAACUCGAGAACAUCAGCAAAGAUGUCAGGAGCAAGGUCGAGCGUGCAGAGCAGCAAUAUCGUAAGCGUACAAACCAAGUUGAAGGCUGGCUGGAAAGUGUGCAACUCAAAUUAGAGGAAGUGCAGAAUAUUUUGCAGAAGGGAGAGCGAGAGAUCCAAAAGAAAUGUUUGGGAAGUUGCUGUCCCAGGAACUGUUACUCUAGCUACAAGCUUGGUAAAGAAGUAAUUAAGGGGACUGAAGCUGUGAAGGAUUUAAUAAACAAAGGGAAGGAAUUCAAAUCUUUGGAUGAUGUUUCUGAAAAACUUCCGCCGCCUCCAGUGGAUGAGAUAUCUGUGAAGAAGACUGUGGGCAUGGACUCCAUAUUGGAUGAAGUUUGGAGUUGUCUUGACGACCAUGAAGUGAGUAUGAUCGGCUUAUAUGGCAUAGGAGGUGUUGGCAAGACCACCCUCUUACAGAAACUUAACAAUAAAUUCAUCGAUAAAAGACGAGGUUUUAAUGUGGUGAUUUGGGUUACGGUGUCUAAAGAAGUGAACUUAAAUGGAAUUCAAGAAGUUAUACGAAAUAAAUUAGAUAUUCCAGAAGAAAUAUGGGAAAGGAAAAUAGAUGAGCAUGGUAGAGCUGCAGAAAUCUGCAGAAGCUUAUGUAGAAAAAAGUUUGUGCUAUUGCUAGACGAUCUGUGGGAGAGAAUAGACCUGCGAAAGUUAGGAGUUCCUGAUCUUUCCUACAAUCAAAAUGGGUCAAAAAUAGUAUUUACAACCCGAUCAGAGGAUGUGUGCGAUAGCAUGGACGCUGCUGUCAAAAAAAUUGAAGUGAAAUGUUUGUCAUUUGAAGAAUCCUUUGAAUUGUUUCGGCAAUGUGUGAAGGAGGAUGUUCUGAAUUCUCAUCCAGAAAUUCCAGAGCUUGCUAAAACUGUUGCCAAAGAGUGCAAAGGUUUGCCGCUUGCUUUGAUCACUAUUGGAAGGGCCAUGUCUAAUAGGAGAAAACCUGUAGAAUGGUGUUAUGCAAUCAUCACACUGCGGAGUCAACCAUCUGAAUUUACUGAUUUGGAAAGUCAUGUCUUCCGAGUUCUGAGGUUUAGUUAUGAUAGCUUGAGGGAUGAUAAACACAAAAAUUGUUUUUUAUAUUGUUCCAUGUUUCCGGAGGAUCAUAGGAUUAGAAAAGAUGAACUUAUUGAACUCUGGAUUGCGGAGGGAAUUUUACGUGAUCAUGGUUUAGAGGAUGCAAGAUAUGCGGGAGAGUAUAUUAUUGGAAGUUUGAAAAAUGCAUGUCUAUUGGAAAAGGCUGGAGAGUCUGAUGAUUAUGUUACGAUGCACGACGUCCUUCGUGAUAUGGCUUUGUGGUUAGCUUCUGUAAAGGAGAACAAGAUUUUGGUUUUUGAAAAUCAAGAAUCCAUUAGAAAACGUGGCAUUGCUACAUGGAAGGAGACAGUAAGAAUAUCACUAUGGGGUGGAAGUGUUAUACUUUUCAGAAAAACACCAUUUUGUCCGCGUCUGCUAACUUUUUUGGUCAGAAAUACUGCAAUUGAGACAUUUCCAAAUUCAUUCUUUCAAUCAAUGCAUGCCAUGAAAGUUUUGGACUUGUCAAAGAAUUUUCGCUUGACUAGGUUGCCUGCGAUGCUUGAAGUGAUAAAUUUGCAGUAUCUUAAUUUGUCGGAUACAAACAUACUAGAGUUGCCAAUUGUGACUAGCAGUUUGACAAAAUUGAGGUGUUCAGCAGAGUACCAACUAGACGUGGCCGUCUGCCUUUUUAUUCCUUUUGGAAUACAACCUUGUUACAAGAAUUGGAGUGCUUGGAAGAAAUAG
Pistacia vera is the source of this 1923-nucleotide messenger RNA. Its product is annotated as probable disease resistance protein At5g43730. Bases 1 to 1923 code for a protein of 640 amino acids. The transcript is spliced from 2 exons. NCBI's taxonomy places the organism in Eukaryota, Viridiplantae, Streptophyta, Magnoliopsida, Sapindales, Anacardiaceae. The record is from RefSeq and is a predicted model, not a curated record. Gene Ontology annotation, molecular function: protein binding; ADP binding.